Molecule: messenger RNA, 342 nt
Organism: Colletotrichum destructivum
Lineage: Eukaryota; Fungi; Ascomycota; Sordariomycetes; Glomerellales; Glomerellaceae
Exons: 2
Coding region: 1-342 (113 amino acids)
Source: RefSeq, a predicted model, not a curated record
AUGCUCAUCUUCUCAAACACCAUCCCGGCUCAGGACAGGCAGGCUGGCUACCCAGUCCAGCACGACAGGAGCCAACGCGAGGUCGACAAAGACCAAGAAGACGCGUUCGCGACUCGAGCUAGGCGCUUUCGCUGGUCGUGUUUCAUCCCAGGUUUGACAACCUGUCCUCCGAUCAAGCCGCCCGACCCCUCCAUGGCUGUUCCACCAACGCUCAAGGAACACGACCCAGGGACGACCUUGGGUUUCGUGUCCCAGCGCAGAACCAUCGUUGAUUUGUUGUGUCCUCAAGUCCUCAGCGCCGAGGAACAGACUCUGGAAUCCGCCACGGCGGAGCUGUUCUGA